UGAUAUAGGAAUUUGGAACAAAAAUCGAGAACAUUAAAUAAAACAAAUGGCAUAAAGUCCAAGCAUAGUGUAGAAGGCCGGCCAUGGAACAGCUCACUGCUCACCCAAUGCAGGACCUCGUCAAUCCCUCCUCCUCAAGGAGCCUUUUGUCUCUUUUAGCUGCCCUUUUACGUAUUAUUCCUCAGCAUUCCCUCUUCUCCACACGCUGCAUUGCCCUUAACACCCUCUUUCUAUCGUAGAAGAGAUCGGAGCCGGUGAAUAUGGCGUGCAGUAGACUGAACGAUUGGGCAUUUCUCAUGGCUUGCCUGACCAUAUGCUUUCCCGUGGUGUGGUCGAAUCUGGAUGAAUCCCAAGUGCUCAUCAAGUUCAAGAACUCUCUCUCCGAUGCUGAGUCGGCUUUAAGUGGUUGGACCGAGUCGACUGACCCAUGCAGUUGGGUGGGAGUUCGUUGCAUGAAAGGGAAUGUAUCAGUGCUUCAACUUGAGAGCAUGGGCCUCACAGGCACAAUAGACAUGGAUUCACUCUCGGACUUAUGUUCCUUGCGAAGUUUGAGCGUUGUGAAUAAUAGCUUUGAUGGUCUGUUGCCUGAUAUCAAGAAGCUUGUGAAUUUGAAAAAUCUGUACCUGGCGCGGAACCAGUUCUCCGGUAAGAUUUCAGACGAUGCAUUCGAAGGCAUGCUGACAUUGAAGGUAGUAUACUUGGGGCAGAACCAGUUUACAGAUGAGAUCCCAAAGUCCCUUGUAAAAUUGCCGAGAUUGGUGAACUUGAGCCUCGAGGAUAACCAAUUCAAAGGCAGGAUUCCGGAAUUUCAUCAGAUGGAGCUGCAAAUGGUGAAUGUAGCCAACAACCAAUUCGUGGGUCCAAUUCCUAAGAGCCUCAGCAAGAUGAGCCCAAGUUUCUUCGCUGGGAACAAAGGUUUAUGUGGGAAGCCUCUCAACGCCUGCAAAUCAAACAAGAAGCUAGUCAUAAUGAUAGCUAUCGCGGUCAUCUUGGUAGUGGCAUUAGGUGCUCUAAUCGGUGUCUAUUAUUUGAAAAGAUCAAAGGCGAACCAAGCACCUUCAAAGAGCACGUUCAGAAGUUCUUGCAAUGAUCGCACUCUAGCAGGUGUGGUAGAGGGUGAGGGGGAAGAAAGAGUGGUUGCUGCAAAAAGAGAUAACCACGGGAAGCUGUGCUUCGUAAGGACGGACAGGGCGGGCAGGUUUGAGCUGCAGAAGCUGCUGAGGGCCUCUGCUGAACUCCUCAGAAGUGGUAGUUUCGGGUCAUCGUACAAGGCAGUGCUCCAGGGUGGCCCGGCCAUGGUGGUGAGGAGGUUUAGACACAUGAACAAUGUUGGCAAGGAGGAGUUUUACCAGCACAUGAGAAGGCUUGGUGCUCUGUCUCACCCUAACUUGCUUCCUCUUGUGGCAUUCUACUACCGGAAGGAUGAGAAGCUCUUGCUCUCCGAUUUCAUCCCAAAUGGCAGCUUAGCUAGCCAUCUACAUGCGAAUCGUAGCCCGACGCAACCAGGACUCGACUGGCCCACUAGGGUGAAGAUCAUCAAAGGAGUUUGUAAGGGAUUGUCUUACCUCUAUAAAGAGCUCUCCAACCUCACCCUUCCCCACGGCCACCUCAAGUCAUCAAACGUUCUGCUCGACCACCAGUUUAACCCCAUACUGUCGGACUAUGCACUCGUGCCGGUGGUUAACAAGGACCACGCUCAUCAGUGCUUAGUGGCCUACAAGUCACCUGAGUUCGAGCAGAGGGACCGCACCACGAGGAAGACAGAUGUGUGGAGCUUGGGGAUACUGAUACUCGAGCUCCUAACAGGGAAAUUCCCAGCCAACUACCUGAGGCAGGAGAAGGUCAGGGGCAAUGCUGACCUGGCCACAUGGGUGAGCUCCGUGGUCAGGGAGGAGUGGACAGGCGAGGUAUUCGACAAGGACAUGCGCGGGACGAGGAACAGGGAGGGAGAGAUGCUGAAACUCCUCAAGAUCGCAAUGUGCUGCUGCGAGUGGAACCCUGAAAGGAGGUGGGACCUGAGGGAGGCUGCCGAGAAAAUCGCCGCGCUGAAGGAGAGGGACCCGGACGAAGACUUCUCAUCGUAUGCCAGCGAUGACUUUCACUCUUCCAGGGCCAUGACUGAUGAUGACUUCUCUUUCUCGGUUAACCAUGGCUGAUGCGUUCGACGUUUGCACAAAUGAGAUAUAUCAUGAGCUAGAGUGUAUAAAUGAUCAUGACUGAAAAUGUCGAGAUGAUCUCUUUUACUGAAUUUUUGUUAAUUACGAAUUUUAAUAAUGUAGUAACCUGUUCAUAGCAAU
This is a messenger RNA of Punica granatum (pomegranate), 2297 nucleotides long. Lineage: Eukaryota; Viridiplantae; Streptophyta; Magnoliopsida; Myrtales; Lythraceae. The record is from RefSeq and is a predicted model, not a curated record.